Messenger RNA from Heterocephalus glaber (naked mole-rat), 1894 nucleotides. RefSeq names its product atonal bHLH transcription factor 1 (gene Atoh1). NCBI's taxonomy places the organism in Eukaryota, Metazoa, Chordata, Mammalia, Rodentia, Bathyergidae. Gene Ontology annotation, biological process: positive regulation of transcription by RNA polymerase II; sensory organ development; axon development. Gene Ontology annotation, molecular function: DNA-binding transcription factor activity, RNA polymerase II-specific; E-box binding; protein dimerization activity. Gene Ontology annotation, cellular component: nucleus. The record is from RefSeq and is a predicted model, not a curated record.
GUGUGUGGGGGAGGGUCGAGGAGGAGGAAAAAAUAAGACGUGGCAGCUGAGACCCAAGACGGGUUUCUGUGCGCGCGUGUGUGCGUGUGAGCGCGCGCGCUGCUGGAGCUGGGUCUCCCGUGCCUCCUCCGACCUGCACCUCCCGGCCUCGGCUGUGCAAUGUCCCGCCUGCUGCACGCGGAAGAGUGGGCUGAAGUGAAGGAGUUGGGGGACCACCAUCGCCAUCCCCAGGCCCACCACCUCUCGCAGCCGGCGCCCCAGCCCCCUGCCACCCUGCAGACGAGGGAGCACACGGUGUACCCGGCUGAGCUGUCCCUCCUGGACGGCACCGACCCACGCGCCUGGCUGGCGCCCGCUUUGCAGGGCAUCUGCACGGCACGCGCCGCCCAGUACUUGCUGCACUCGCCCGAGCUGGGAGCCUCCGAGGCCGCGGCGCCCCUAGAGGAGGCGGACGGCCGGGGGGAGCUGGGAAGGAGGAGCAGCGGCGGCGGCCUUAGCAAGAGCCCUGGGCCGGUGAAAGUGCGGGAACAAUUGUGCAAGUUGAAAGGCGGGGUGGUGGUGGACGAGCUGAGCUGCAGCCGCCAGCGAGCCCCCUCCAGCAAACAGGUGAAUGGGGUGCAGAAGCAGAGAAGGCUAGCGGCCAACGCCAGGGAGCGGCGCCGGAUGCACGGUCUGAACCACGCCUUCGACCAGCUGCGCAACGUUAUUCCGUCCUUCAACAACGACAAAAAGCUGUCCAAGUACGAGACCCUGCAGAUGGCCCAGAUCUACAUCAAUGCCCUGUCCGAGCUGCUGCAGACGCCCAGCGGCGGGGAGCAGCCCCCGCCGCCGCCGGCCUCCUGCAAAGGUGACCACCACCACCUCCGCGCCACGGCCUCCUACGAAGGCGGCGCGGGCAAUGCGACAGCGGCAGGGGUGCAGCCGGCCUCGGGAGCCGGCCCGCGCCCCGCCGCGCCCGGGACUUGCCGGACUCGCUUCUCGGCCCCGGCCUCCGCGGGAGGUUACACCGUGCAGCUGGACGCCCUACACUUCUCCACUUUCGAGGACAGCGCCCUGACGGCGAUGAUGGCGCAAAAGAACUUGUCGCCUUCGCUGCCCGGAGGCAUCCUGCAGCCGGGGCCGGAGGACGCUAGCAAAACUUCGCCCCGGUCUCACAGAAGCGACGGAGAGUUUUCCCCCCAUUCCCAUUACAGUGACUCGGAUGAGGCCAGUUAGGAAGGUGACAGGACCCUAGAAACUGAGACAGAAACAAACUACCCUCUCCCCAGGGCGCAGGACCCCACACCCCUUAAUUUUUGCUCUGCUGUUGUCCUUGUUUAGCAAGGGCUUGGCUUCUGGCUGCAGCUACAUUUGAUGGUUUGCAAAUGCCUUCGCUGUUUUCAAACUUCCUGUGGUCCAUAUUGUUCGAUGAAACCUUGCUGUCCAAAUUUUACCUUUCCCCCACUUUCUACUUCGCCUGUAGAUAGAUGCGGUAUAAUUAUUUGUACCCAUACGUGGCAUCAUGAUUGUAGUCCUUGCUGCCAAGACGCUGCUAAAAAGUCGCAUCUUCUGCUCUGACGCUGGUUUGAGUUUAUUUUACACCCUGGGCGUCCAUCCCUGUGUGUUACGCGCACUCCUGUGGGAGAAUUUGUCUCCCAAAAUUGUUUCCCCAAAUGCAGUAUGAGUAGCAGUCACUGCUUCCAAAGUGAGUAGCUUUUUGCUGUGGGAUUGUUAGAAGACAGGGACCUGUAGGGGUUUAUGUAUAGUACGAACAUACCCAGUAUGCGUAUCGAUCGCGAGGACGGUGGCGUCCUUCAGGAAACGGGCGCACGCACUUUAUCGGUCGCUGUUGCUGCGGCUCCGGGAGAAACUUACCUGCCAAUUGCAGACCAGCCUUUGUUUGUUUGUUUGUUUU